Porites lobata is the source of this 488-nucleotide messenger RNA. The record is from the annotation of a GenBank genome assembly. NCBI's taxonomy places the organism in Eukaryota, Metazoa, Cnidaria, Anthozoa, Scleractinia, Poritidae.
UAUGUGCUGAUUAACAUCUAUGCACUGAAUAAGGAUAAAGACAUUAUAACCUUUCCUAACAAUCUGAGAACAAUACUCCAAAAUGAAAAUCUGGGAGACGAAGAAAAUAUAAUUAUAGGGGGUGAUUUUAAUUGUCCGCUGAAUCCAUCCCCCGAUAAAAAAGGUGGUACAAUGUUACCGAGGAAAUCAGUUAUUGAAACCAUUGAUUGUUCACGAGAUGAACUUGAUUUGGUUGACAUUUGAAGAAUUAAAAAUCCUUCUUUAAACGUUUCACGUGGAGCCAAAACUCGCCAAUGAUUUUAUGCUGCUUAGACUAGUGGCUGAUUUCAAAUAAUCUUCAAGAUUUGGUUUCAGUAACGAAUAUUAUUCCAGCCAUUAAAACUGACCAUGCAGCCAUUUCCUUGGAUUUUAGUAUUAGUCGAAACCACAUUAAAGGUUCGGGUUACUGGAAAAUGAACUGUUCUCUUCUGUAUGAUGAUAACUACCAA